Protopolystoma xenopodis is the source of this 447-nucleotide messenger RNA. The record is from the annotation of a GenBank genome assembly. NCBI's taxonomy places the organism in Eukaryota, Metazoa, Platyhelminthes, Monogenea, Polystomatidea, Polystomatidae.
AUGGCUGUCCAAGGAGAUAAUGUUGAAUGUACUCGCAUACUGCUUCAACGUGGAGCUUCUCCAGAUGAUAACGCCGUGGAUUUUCUAACUGCAUUGCAUGUUGCGGCUCAUUGUGGUCAUUUGCGUGUCUCCAAACUUCUCCUAGAUCGCCAGUGUAACGUAAAUGCCCGCGCCUUGACCAUGUCUCUUGUAAAACCUACUGUCAGCCAACUAGCUCCAAUCGCCGCCGUGUCUAUCCUGUCUCUAUUCCUAAUAUCAUGUCAUGACUUGCAUGCCCUAGUCUCUAGCGUGCCAACACACAAACGUUGUGGUACAAUCGGAAACUACGAGAAGAUGUCAUUUAAGGGUUGGCACGCAAUGGAAUGUCAUGGAAGAGCGAGAGAAACGGUACUGGCUAUAUCUAGUUGGCUACUAGUAGAUAAGUUUGCUCAUAGACGUGGUCCAUGA